Messenger RNA from Magnolia sinica, 284 nucleotides. Its product is annotated as pyruvate kinase isozyme G, chloroplastic-like. Gene Ontology annotation, molecular function: magnesium ion binding; potassium ion binding; pyruvate kinase activity. The coding region runs from base 20 to 244 and encodes 74 amino acids. Gene Ontology annotation, biological process: glycolytic process. The record is from RefSeq and is a predicted model, not a curated record. Gene Ontology annotation, cellular component: cytoplasm; chloroplast stroma. The transcript is spliced from 3 exons. NCBI's taxonomy places the organism in Eukaryota, Viridiplantae, Streptophyta, Magnoliopsida, Magnoliales, Magnoliaceae.
UGCCUUCCAUGCAACUAAAAUGGCAAACACUCUUAGCACAUCCAUUCUUGUCUUCAUGAGAACGGGAUCAAUGGCUACACUGUUAAGCCACUAUCGGCAUUCCUCUACCAUCUUUGCCUUCACGAAUGAAGAAAGGGUUAAGCAGAGGCUGGCACUUUAUCAUGGGGUGCUGCCCAUAUAUAAGCAGUUCUCCAAUGAUGCAGAAGAGACAUUCUCUCGAGCUCUGAAUCUCUUGCUGAACUGAGGUUUGUUGGAGGAGGGAGAGCAUGUUACUCUUGUCUAGA